Messenger RNA from Ziziphus jujuba (common jujube), 1210 nucleotides. RefSeq lists its product as uncharacterized. NCBI's taxonomy places the organism in Eukaryota, Viridiplantae, Streptophyta, Magnoliopsida, Rosales, Rhamnaceae. Bases 233 to 871 code for a protein of 212 amino acids. The transcript is spliced from 4 exons. The record is from RefSeq and is a predicted model, not a curated record.
AUAUUUUUUCAUAGAAUUUAGGAGAAAUUGCCCAAAAGAAAAAAUAAAUGAAUUUAAGAGAAAAAUAUUUUAAUUCACCAGCAGAAAUUUGUGAAUAUUAUAUAGUAUUUGUUAAAAAAAAAAAAAUAAUUGACCAAUUUUUCUCUUCUAUACAAAUUUAUUUUGUAUUGGGUAUUGAGCGAAAUCGGGUAUGAAAGUGAAUUGAGCGAGUGAAACCGAGGAAGAAAAGAAAAUGGGAGGAGGAAGCAGUGAAUGCAGUAGCAGUGGGGAGGAAGAUGGAGAUGCGGAGUGGAAAUCAGCCAUAGACUCAAUCGCCGCCGCCACCACUUUCGUGUCCUCUUCUGCUGCCAAACCACCCGUUUCCUCUGCCGAUGGCGAUGAUUCUGACGAGAAACCCAAAACCAAACGGCUCAAGCACUACCAACUCAAGGCACAAAAGAUUUUGGAUGAUAUAUUGGAAAGGACCUUGGUGAUUGUGAAGGAACAUAUUAGAAUCCCAGAAACGGAUCCUAUGAACGAAGAAGGUGGCAUUCGAUUAUUCAAAAAUGCUCCACCUGGGAUAGUGUUUGAUCACGUUAAUGAACUUCAACAACCAAGAAAGAGGCCGAGACUUCUUCCUGGAAAAGAAUUAGAUGAGAAAUCAAAGAAGUUCAGACGAAGACUCAAAUCCGUUGCUGUUGAUGGGGAGGAUAUAAUUGCUGCAGCAAGAAACGCAUUUCAAAAGUCAUUAGCUAAGUUCGAAGCUAAAGAUGCAGCUGCAAAAGUGGCAGCCCGAAGAGAAGAAGAAAGAGUUGCAGAGCUGAAAAGGAUUAGAGGAGAGAGAUGGUUACCUUCCAUUGCCAGAGAAACACGGUUGAAGCAGCGGCAUUGAAGUGCCAAGAGUUCACACUCUACAUUCACAUGGUUGUCCCACUGAGCCGUACACAACGGCUCCUUCCAAUUUGUCAUGGAGCGAAAUCGUUGCUGGCAAACCACUUUAUUGGACCUUUCUAUAUUUCUUGUAUGGUCGUUUGUAUGUAACGGACAAAUUAUACAAAUGAGACUAGAUGUCAGUGUGCGGUAAUGGCCGACGGCCUUUUACUAGGCGUUAAAAGAAAGUCCCAAUAUAUUUAUAUUGGGACUUUUAAAUAUAUGGUACUUUAUAAAUCUUUUGCUUAUGUAAACCAAGUUUUUUAAAAAUAUAUAUAGAAAGCUUUUAUUGGUGCAUUAA